Messenger RNA from Oncorhynchus masou masou (cherry salmon), 1081 nucleotides. RefSeq lists its product as uncharacterized. The coding region runs from base 135 to 866 and encodes 243 amino acids. The record is from RefSeq and is a predicted model, not a curated record. The transcript is spliced from 9 exons. NCBI's taxonomy places the organism in Eukaryota, Metazoa, Chordata, Actinopteri, Salmoniformes, Salmonidae.
GUAGAUCAGUGGAAACGGGAGAGUAGAGAAUAGACGCACAAUGAGAUUUCUAUCGAAAGUAAAAGUAAAUCGAUGCCCUGGGUGCGACGCGAACAGACAGACGCACAACAAACGGCAACAAAGUGCACGGCUUAAUGCAUGGAUCAUAUAGUGGAUCAUAUAGUGGAAGCUGUUUCAUUUUAACCGAGGGGAUGGAGACUCUCGAUGCCCGCCAGACAGGUGCCAGGAUGCAGGAUAUGGAUAUCAUGGAUCUGCACCCCUCCCUCACACCUGAGGUUGAAGACCUUCUGCCAGAAUUAGACCUGGAUGGCAUUCUGGAACACGAGGAUUUUCCUUUUGACUUCAAUGAUGCGCUGUUUGACCUGGACUUUAAUGUGGACAUACAAACUGGUGAGGUUGCCAUACCGACAGCUGUGGCCGAGCCAGGCGACCAGAAACAGAACUGCAAGACACAGAGAGAGCUUGGUGACGGACAGAGGAAGAGAGAGACAGAGCCUGGUGACAGACAGAGGAAGAUGGCAUCGACAGAGGCUGGUGACGGAAGGAGGAAGAGGGAUCGACAGAGCCUGUGGACAGAAGGAGGAAGAGGAGAGCGACAGAGCCUGUGGACGGAAGGAGGAAGAGGAGAGCGACAGAGCCUGUGGACGGAAGGAGGAAGAGGAGAGCGACAGAGCCUGUGGACGGACAGAGGAAGAUGGGAUCGACAGAGCCUGUGGACAGAAGGAGGAAGAGGAGAGCGACAGAGCCUGUGGACGGAAGGAGGAAGAGGAGAGCGACAGAGCCUGUGGACGGACAGAGGAAGAGAGAGACUCAGACAGACUCUCCCAUCAGAGGUUGUGCUGGUUCUCCUCCCCUCUCGGCCGUGACUCUCUCUCCUCCUCCUCCCAGACUUGUCCAGAUCGCUCCUUCUCUCCUUUACAUUCCUGGGUUUGGGACUGCUACUUUCGUCUCUUCGUGUAGCAAUGGCUCAGAGCUGCAGCUCGUACAAGCCCCUGUUUUCGGCUUCUCAAGACCUCCCACCUACAUACUGAUGUCUCCUCCCUCGCUGUCUCCUAGAACCCUCGACGUCCUACCUCUCUCC